Boeremia exigua is the source of this 1167-nucleotide messenger RNA. RefSeq lists its product as uncharacterized. The record is from RefSeq and is a predicted model, not a curated record. The transcript has a single exon. NCBI's taxonomy places the organism in Eukaryota, Fungi, Ascomycota, Dothideomycetes, Pleosporales, Didymellaceae. The coding region runs from base 99 to 929 and encodes 276 amino acids.
GCCAGCGUCAUUGCACACCGCACGCCCGAGCAUUCACCGCCGACCGCCGACCGCACGCGCUCUUUCCGCCCGAUACUAUCUGGAGAACGGAUGGCGGUAUGAAGGCUGCAGUCCUCGGCCUCUCGAAGCUGCACUUGACCACGUUCAAAGUCAGCUACUCGCCUGCAUAUACCAACUUCAUUCUGAAUCACAUCGCAAUAAACCCGUCGCACCCACUGUACAUUUCGCAGGCGCGCCGCCAGGGGGAGCACAAGAAGGAGGGGCUGUGGUGGCAUGCGACAAACGGCACGGACAUCUCCAAGUCGGGAUGCGUACGGACGUGGGCGCGACGCAGGCUGCGCAGGGCGUUUGUGGAAGCGCUGAAGGCGCGGGGGUACGAUGAGACGGGCAAACUGGUCGACGCAACCGCUAUGCAGCACAGAAGGGACGUGAUGAAUGUGGUGCGGCUAGGCCGCAGUGUCGACCUGACCGGCAGUCUAAGAAUGCACGGCGUAGGGCCUUUGAUCGCUGCGAAGUUUGAGACGGUAAAGGAAGAGAUGAGUAGCGUUAUCGAGACAAUACUACGGUCCAUGGUCAACACUGCCCUGGGUGUUCCAGGCGGAGACAGAAGGAGGAGCGGAGUCGAUCAACCUUCUGCGCGUAACGGCGCGCUACCUCGACCUCGCAAUACACAAAGGGGCAGACCGGUGGCGGCACCAGCAACGCGAUCUGCAUACAAGGCGAACCCAAACUCUGCGGUAGUCGAAGCUGCGAAAUCUCUAUUCCAGGCAGAAGUGCAGGCAGCUCCUCAACCUCCACCUGCUAUCAAAGCCACGCCGGCUGGGCCCAAGAAUACUGGAGCGACAUACGUACCGCCGCCGAUGGAACCACGGUCGGAAGGCCGGAAGCCUGCAUUUCGCAUCCGACGCUUUGUUGUGGACACCAGCUGAACGGCGUCAUGUUGUUACAUCAUAUAAUUCGAAGUGGAUUUGUAGGAUGAAGAGUCUACAACUUCAUGCGGAGGACAAGAAGUGUGACAGCAGAGGUUCCCUUUCAUAUCCUGUCACGGGAGAAGCACUAUGGCAGGCCAGUCAUCGUCAACUCUAGAACUUCUCCGCCGCCGGCCGCAUAUCGAGCUCAUGCGUCCACAAACACGGCUUCUGAUUAUGCAGCCACAGAUACGUCUCG